GGCCCAAAUGUUUUCUGGGCUGCGCCUCAUCUGGACUAGCUGCAAUUUUCUUUUCAGCGCUGCACCAAAUCCGGCAAUCCGCAUCGUUCUUCAUCUAGUCAGAGGACCAGCGGCGGCGAGCACGGAAAAUCCAUCGCCUCUUCGUUCCAAUUUUCUUGCGGAGUUUCAGGUAAAGUUAUCAAGCCAAUGGAUGAUGCUGGUGGAUUGAGCUACAAACCUCCCCCUGAUUUUGAAGAGGAUAAAAGAGACACACUCAUUGAACUUAAGUUAACAGAUUCAACUGAACUCUGGCUCUUGCAAUGGCCCCUAAAUCAUGCUCCAGAUUUUGAUGGUCUAGAAGUCUCUCUUGAGCUUCAUCAUGAUGGAAUUUUAGGCAGCUUUGAGAGUUCUUCUGGAAAGCCUUAUGAUGUUUACAGUAGAAAAGCACAGGAUCCAGAGCUAACAGUAUUUUCAUCAUCAUCAUCAUCUUCUUCAGACGCUAACAUUGUUGGGACGUUUUCGCGCCAUGUUUCCUUCAUACACUAUCCAGAUCCAAGUGAAUAUGAGAAAGCCAACCAAAUUAGGUUGAAGGAGAUCUCACAGAGGUCUUCAAGCUACACAUCAACAAAGACAGGUUCGACUUUCCAUCGUUCGAGUGCUACUAAAAGUAGCAGGCAAAGAACUUCUUCACCAUCCCCAAGUGUCUUCACCGCAUCCCCUGCUCCCAGUAGUCGACACAAAAAGUCCUCUCCAAAGGAAAAAAGUGGCGGUGAGAGUGCGAAGAACAAGACUGUGGGCCCAUCUUUGCUGCUGCCGCCGGAGGAUUCUAGAAGAGCCACUAGCACAGUAACCACUUCUGGGUCAGCAGGCCAACAUUCUCAGGAAAGGACAUCCAAGAAGCCUAGGAAGAGUUGAGGCUUCAAACUGUAAUGGCAUUUAGAUCUUUUUUUCCCCUCUGUAAUGGCAACUACUUAUUCAAAGAGCACAAACUCAAUGAUGAGCCAUCCUCUUAUCCAAAAUUUUCUAAUCCAUUCUCAAAUUUGUUUCACUAAAUUUCUAAUUCAUUUUUUUUGUGCAGAUAUGGUUGCUACUCUUUUGAUA
This is a messenger RNA of Cuscuta campestris, 1080 nucleotides long. NCBI's taxonomy places the organism in Eukaryota, Viridiplantae, Streptophyta, Magnoliopsida, Solanales, Convolvulaceae. The record is from the annotation of a GenBank genome assembly.